AUGUCUACCCAACUCCGUCGUGACCUCGCCCCAGACGUGAAGAAGCGUCUCCUCGCGUUCGGCUUGACCGGCGAUAUUGAGAUCAAGCUCAGUCUUGCCAUCAACGUCAAACAUCUUGUUGAAGCCGACCUUGCCGAAGCUGCAACAUCCUCCUGCUGGAGGUGGAUCAGAUACGUAUACCUUGUUUCGGGCUCGCCAUACCUACCUACUCCGUACAUCAUGUACGAGUUCUUCUUUUUAGAAUAA
This is a messenger RNA of Peniophora sp. CBMAI 1063, 246 nucleotides long. Lineage: Eukaryota; Fungi; Basidiomycota; Agaricomycetes; Russulales; Peniophoraceae. The record is from the annotation of a GenBank genome assembly.